Trichoderma gamsii is the source of this 354-nucleotide messenger RNA. RefSeq lists its product as hypothetical. Lineage: Eukaryota; Fungi; Ascomycota; Sordariomycetes; Hypocreales; Hypocreaceae. The transcript has a single exon. The record is from RefSeq and is a predicted model, not a curated record. The annotation marks the transcript as partial.
AAAAAAAAAAAACAAAGGCUUACACAUCCAAGAGUAAUAUCUGCCGCAAGCCAACGUAAUAUCCUUCGUCAUUGCAACCUCUGGCUGAUUAUAUGCUACAGAUACACAACUAGCUAUAAAACCGUUUUCCAAGUUUGGUCCCAGCUAACAUUUCUCUCCAUCCUUUUGUUUCCAAUUUCUUUUUGCCAUGUUUCGUUCUGCCCAUUGUUCGUACUAGUGAUACGACACGCCGUAUUUCGACUUUCCUUCCAGAAGACUGAUGAAUUCGUCGGCUACGUAUUCGCAUGUCCUCUCAGAUGGAUGCACCUCGUCGUACCUAUAUGGUUUAUGUCCAAGUUAGAAUUGAACCCAUAA